Molecule: messenger RNA, 2700 nt
Organism: Fusarium sp. VM40
Lineage: Eukaryota; Fungi; Ascomycota; Sordariomycetes; Hypocreales; Nectriaceae
Source: the annotation of a GenBank genome assembly
AUGGAUUCUCAGUGGCAGCAAUAUCCCGCCGCAAACUCGCCGGGUUCAUCGAGACGACAAAACAGUAAUACCCAGGCCCCUCGAGACUACACCAACCAGCCCCCUCCCCAAGGCGGAUACAAAUACGAUCAGUUCCACGGCGGCGCUCCUGUCCAUUCUGCUGCUGCUCCGCCCGCUUCUGCUCCUGUUGGUAACCCCAACUCGGCCACCUCCCCAAUCUCACCUUCGCAGAUGCGCGACGGUAACGGCGACGUCGCUAUGCACGAUGCUCAUGAUGCCCAUGCUGGUAUAAAGUAUCCUAUGAGGCCCCAUCACCAAUCUCACAUGUCGGGCGGCCGCUCUGUUAACCUCCACUCUCCCCAAGAGUCUUCUGCCGCUCAGCGAUACUCGCCUAUGGAGACAAUGUCCCCCACCUCGCCUUACGCGCCCAAGUCGGCUUCCAACAGCCAAUUUACCAGCCCAACCUCUCAGCGCCAGUCGCCUUCACGCCAACCCGAUUAUUCUCAGUCUCCCUACUUCCCCGGUGCUCGCCAACAUCAGCCAGGUCAACAUCUACCUCCUAUCAAUCCUUACGCGUCCGGUGGUCACCAAGAUAACUAUCCUUCCACAACUGUUGGCAACCUAGAUGCCGCUUUUAACCUUGACCCGAAGUCUCCUCGUCGGCCCGUGCCCCAGCAAGUGACCAGGGGCCCAGUCCCGGAAUUUAAGCAGUUGACGUCUACUGCAGAGCUGCAACCCAAGGUCAAUUCGCAGCCCGCAUUCCGUCGCGCCAACCCAGAGGGUGGCUUCAUCAGCCCCCUUCAAGCUCUCACUGUCCAAUUGCCUGCCACUUAUCGUAUUUGCAACCCAAGCUUCAAAUAUGAGUCGUCGCGCAACCCUCGUAGAGUUCUUACGAAACCUAGCAAGGGCACUAAGAAUGACGGAUACGAUAAUGAAGACAGCGACUAUAUCCUUUACGUGAACGACAUUUUGGGAUCUGAGGAAGCUGGCCACAAAAAUCGGUAUCUUAUUUUGGAUGUUCUAGGUCAAGGUACUUUCGGUCAGGUUGUGAAAUGUCAGAACCUCAAAACACAGGAGGUAGUCGCUGUCAAGGUCAUCAAGAACCGCACUGCCUACUUUAACCAGAGUAUGAUGGAGGUUUCAGUCCUCGAUUUGCUCAACACGAAGCUCGACAAGAACGACGACCACCACCUCCUACGUCUCAAGGAUACUUUCAUCCACCGUCAGCAUCUUUGCCUGGUUUUUGAGCUUCUCAGCGUUAACCUUUAUGAGCUUAUCAAGCAGAAUCAGUUCCGGGGACUGAGCACCACACUGGUGCGCGUCUUUGCCCAGCAGUUGCUCAACGGUCUCGCACUACUUAACAAGGCUCGCCUCAUUCAUUGCGAUUUGAAGCCUGAGAACAUCCUUCUGAAGAAUCUCGAGAGCCCAAUUAUCAAGAUCAUCGAUUUCGGUUCGGCCUGUGACGAGCGACAAACUGUCUACACCUAUAUCCAGUCGCGAUUUUACCGUUCGCCGGAAGUUCUUCUUGGUCUUCCUUACUCGUCCGCUAUCGAUAUGUGGUCCUUGGGCUGUAUCGUGGUGGAGCUCUUCCUGGGACUUCCCUUGUUUCCAGGAUCCUCCGAGUAUAACCAGGUUUCACGAAUCGUCGAAAUGCUGGGCAACCCUCCUAACUGGAUGAUUGAGAUGGGCAAGCAGGCGGGUGAUUUUUUUGAGAAGCGACAAGAUGAGUUUGGACGGCGGACCUAUCAACUGAAACCAAUGGAGCAAUACGCUCGAGAACGCGGCACAAAGGAGCAGCCUAGCAAGAAGUACUUCCAGGCGAAUACCCUUCCAGAGAUCAUCAAAUCCUAUCCCAUGCCGCGGAAAAACAUGAAGCAGAGCGAGAUUGACAGAGAAAUGAACAACCGUAUCGCGUUCAUUGAUUUUGUUCGCGGUCUUCUCACGAUCAACCCUCUGGAGAGAUGGUCUCCACAGCAAGCUAAGCUUCAUCCGUUCAUCACUCAGCAGAAGUUUACUGGCCCCUUUAUACCGCCAAUGAACCUCAAAUCGAGCUCGUUGAACAGGUCCCCAGCCCCUGGUACCCAGCAGCAACAACAGGCUGAAGCACUCAGCAAGCAGCGGGCGCAAGCAGCACAGCAGCAGGCUGCUUCAGCCGCUCCAGGUCCUUACCCUGCGAAUGCCAACCAAUACGCUCAGCAAGGGGCUGCGCAACCGCAGAUGUAUGGCAACAAUGCGAUGUAUUCUCCUGGUGGUAGCCACGCCAACAUGCCCGCCGGCUAUGGCCAACAACAUGGGCAGUAUGGACAGAUGGUCAUGUCCCAGCCGCCUCAGCAGAUGCCCCAGGGCCAAUAUGCUCAAAUGCCUCAGCCCAACUUGUAUCAACAUCAACAGGGAGGCAUGAGACCGGUACGCCAACGUGCGUCGACGAUGGAGCAGCAGCAGAGUGGUAUCCCUGCUGCCAUUCAACGAGUGGCUAGUCAUCUCGACCCUAGCCAGCCAAUUCGUCUACAACCUAGUCCGGCGUACUACCCGCCAACCGGAGAGAGCAUGGCAUCCGGAAGCAUCGACAACCGAACGGCAGCAGGCCGAAGAGGUAGCCGUGUGCAGCAAGGUGGCCGGGGUAACAGGGAUUUCAUCCGCAACUUGGAGGAGCGCACUUUGGAAGAAGGUUUUAUGGGAAACCAGAAUACCUGGCAUUGA